Messenger RNA from Penicillium salamii, 1350 nucleotides. Lineage: Eukaryota; Fungi; Ascomycota; Eurotiomycetes; Eurotiales; Aspergillaceae. The record is from the annotation of a GenBank genome assembly.
AUGUCCGACUACUAUUCCAUUCGAGACAUUCUCUCGGUAGCCUCCAGACACCCAUUUUACAACCGUGAAGUGCAGUAUCCGCCCAAUGCGGAGGAAAUAGCUCGGCUUCUCGACCCUCAAACGCAGACAGCAGUUCCAGAGCUUCGCAGUCUCCCUCUCACUCAAAAAGAAGACCUUUAUGAGCAAAUCCAACGCCUCUCUGCGGAUGAUUCUCCGCAGAAUGAUUUCCGGCGAAGUGUCUACACCAGUAUCACCGGUGGAGGAUCUGGAGGUGUACCAAUGCUGUUUUUGACCGACUCGACAGAGAAUCGGAAGCAUCGACUGACAGCUGGUCGAUUCCUGAAGACAUGUGGACUCGUCGAUCCUCGGGAUUGGAUUGUGACGAUGUUCGAAAAUGCAGGCGGGAGUGUUCUUGCAGUUGGACAUACAAUGCCCAUCAGUGACGUCGUGAAUGCAUUGAUCAAAUACCGAGUGAACGUCCUUAGUGGAGGUAGCAGUGGGAUCUUGCAGAUUCUCAACUACAUUGCCUCCUCUGCAACCGAGGACCAACGCAGCGCGCUCAAGGUCGACAAAAUCAUCUAUACAUCAGAGCCGCUUGGCCGGCAACAGCGAGACUUUAUUCGCUCUGUUCUUGGCUCUGUGAAGAUUUGUUCCGUGUUGGGCAGUUCUGAGGCUGGGCCUUGGGCAGUUGCCAAUUUGGCACUCACCGGUGAGCCAGACGACGAUGCUGUUGAGUUCAUCUAUGACACUCGCACGAUGGUCAUCGAGAUCCUGCCUCUGGAGGCCGCGGAAACGCCCAAAGAGUCUGUUCAGAGUGUGCCCGGACUUCCGGAAGGAAGUGUGGGGUGCAUUGUGCAAACUUCCCUGCAGCGCUUGAGAAACCCGCUCGUGCGCUAUGUCACCGGUGACAUAGGAUCGCUACACCCAUUGCCCGCCGCAGCAAGAGCAGCGAUACCCGCCGAAGAAGCCCAGCAUCUACGAAUGAUCCGAAUGCGGGGACGCGACAAACGGUUCAGCUUCAAAUGGGAUGGGAAAUAUUAUGAAUUCCACACUAUCAGGGAGGUCCUGAGUACAGCCGAGUGGGGAGUAUUGCAGUGGCAACUGAUCCUGGCCGUGAAGGAACCGUCUCAUUCAGUCAAUUUUGAGGUGCGCCUGUUGCGCUCUACUACGGAAACGGCCAAUCAAAUCUCUGAAGCCGAUUUGAUCGAAAAGCUAAGGAAGCUGUUUCACGUUACCCCAAAUAACAAACACCUGUUCAAGUUGACAUUUGUGGGAGACAACGAGGGAUUCAUCCUCAGUUCUACAGGAAACAAAGUUAUGAGUUUUGUUGAUCGAAGUGUUCCGUCUUGA